Messenger RNA from Histoplasma capsulatum G186AR, 573 nucleotides. RefSeq lists its product as uncharacterized. The transcript has 5 exons. The record is from RefSeq and is a predicted model, not a curated record. NCBI's taxonomy places the organism in Eukaryota, Fungi, Ascomycota, Eurotiomycetes, Onygenales, Ajellomycetaceae. Bases 1 to 573 code for a protein of 190 amino acids.
AUGGACAAUUUCACCAAGACAUUUUUGCUGGAUCAUCGUGUUGUCCAUGAGCAACAGUCAGGACAGGGUGUCGGUCGGGAGGUUUGGAAUGAGAAGAGGAUGAAUCAGAAUGGAAAUGAAAAUGAAUUGGAUCCGAUAGAGUCUUUGCCAAAAAUGGGAGUAGCUGGUUCGAGCAUAUUCGAAGCGAGAGAGCUUAGCAACCCAUUGAAGAUGCCACACACAAUCCUGCAUUUCUUGAUCUGGGCGGCGUAUUCAGUGGAGGGGUACCAGAGCCCCUGUGUAUUCAAAGGCAUGGAUAUGGAUGGAAAUAGCAAGAUGACAGCGCAAUUGAACAUGAAACGGUGGUUCCAAUUUCCAGCCGGGAAAUCCCUCGCAACAGUGGUUGGCGGAAAACGAAAGACACAUCCAAGCCACACAAUAGAAGCUGGAUUAUCUCAGCAAGACAUGGAUUUGCACGUGAUCCAGAGAUUUCCGCGAGAAUCCCCCGCGCAUGGACUGCAGGAUGAACAGCUUCAGAUCGAUCGUGAGCGGUUCGAGGCAGCAGGAUGGGCGCCCGGCCAUCGCCUGCUGUGA